AAUUCGUAUUAUCAAUAUUUUUCUAUUUCUUAAUGUAACCAGUAGAUAUUUGUGUGUUUUAAAAAAUUGGUGAAUGACAAUAACAAAAAUUAUAUAGUGAAAAAUAUUAAAUAGAAAAACAAAAAUUAUAUUGUGAAAAUGGCAAAAUUUUUAGCUACGAUUAAAGCGAUAAUUACGCGACUGGUUUUCGCAUCUCAUGGCUUUAUUGCAAUUUGGCAAGUAACUACGUUUAAAAAGAAUCCACUAUUUUGGUACUUGAGUUGCCCAAUUUUGUUACUGUUUUUCGAAGGAAUUUUUACGCUUACUAUAAAGGAAAAUCAAGAAUGGAAAUGGUUCUGUCCUUCCGUUUUCUUGUAUCUAAGCAGUGUGGUACCGGCGAUAUGGCUUCUGGAAUUAGACAAGGUCGAUAGAAGAAUGAAAACGUUCGAAACGAACGUGAACAUAUCUGAAAAUUUCGAUUUAACCAACCUGGCAGCUGAAGAUUUGAAGCAUUUAGAAAAAGCAUUUGGUGUAAAUAUAAAUCUACCUGACAUAAAAAUAUCGACAGAGACCUGGGUAACUUUGAUCGAACAGUUUCUGAUGUUAAUUCUGAUCAUUGGAAGAUGGAUGUUACCAAAGGGAGAGUUAACCAGAGAUCAAUUAAGUCAAUUAUUAUUGGUUUACAUUGGUACAGCAGCAGACAUCAUUGAAUUUUUCGAUUCCUUUAAAGAAGACCGCAUAGCUCGCGAACCCGUUUUAGUUUAUUUGACUUUAGGAAUUUGGGCGUGGUCCUUGAUGCAAUUUACAGUCGUCCUUACGGCCACAAAGUCCCGAAAAUCUAGACUAUCUUCCGGUAACGCUGUUAAAAAGAGAGCACACACUGAAACUAGUUGCUGCAGCAUUGAUGUAUGGGGAAUUGCAUUGAACAUGCUCCUACAGGAUGGACCAUUCCUUUCAUUCAGAUUGAUUUUAAUCGUCCACUAUCGCAUAGUCAGCUACAUGAACAUUUUCUUCACGUGCAAGAAUACUUUAGUAAUACUGCUGCAACUUUACCGAUUGUACGUUGUGCAGACGGAGAAUCGAAGCAAGAUAAAGAAGAAAUCUGAAAUAUCUAGCAUCAGUAUCAUAUCGAAAGAAGAUAUGUACAAAGAUGUGAAAAGUAAAAGGAUUUCUGAAGAAAGAAGAAAAAGAAGAAGAGACAAAGAUAUAGAGGCUAAUUAUUCAGACAGUGAAGAAACUACGGAAGAAGCAGAUAAAUUUGAUUCCUCUCCUAAAAAUAUUCGUCAUUCCAGAAGAAAAACGCGCCAGGACACCGGAUAUUCCACAUCUAGCUCCAAAAAUUCUGGAAGACAUCGAAAAUCUCAGAGAGGUGAUAGCAAAAAAAGACCUUCACGUGAAGAAAGCACAAAAAUUGAAAUUUCCAGUGAUGAAGACAAACGUAGAAAAAAAAUUGAUAAAAAAUCGUCGGUAAAGAGGGACAGGAAGUUGUCAGAGAGUAUUAAAAUGAAAAAUAGGAACGAGGAUUCUAGUAAAAGUUCGAGCAAAAGCCGGAAGUGCAAAGAAGACAGCGAAGAAGAAUCGACAACAGAAGAAGUAGCUGAUAAAAUAGUUAGUCAAGAAAGUGAAUCAGAAUCAGAAAGAAAAAGGUAUGUUCAUAGGAAGCGACGUCAGAACAGAGACUGACAACGAUGCCUCGGUAUAAUCGCCCUCUUGUUUGUAUACUUUGCGAUCCUCGUUAUUUGCAUGAUUUUUAUAUACGCCGGG
Molecule: messenger RNA, 1743 nt
Organism: Bombus terrestris (buff-tailed bumblebee)
Lineage: Eukaryota; Metazoa; Arthropoda; Insecta; Hymenoptera; Apidae
Product: transmembrane protein 26
Exons: 6
Coding region: 139-1662 (507 amino acids)
Source: RefSeq, a predicted model, not a curated record